CAUUUUCAGUGAUAAGAUUGAAAUUUAAAAAAUGGACUUGUUCAAUUUGAUUGCAAUUUUGACUUCUGUCGUCUAUUGUGUCGAAAGUGUCGGGUUUCGUGGGUUUUUCUAUGAGGGUAUGAAAGAACCAGAAUCAUCAGAGUGGAAAAAAAAUAAUUUAGUAAAACAUAGAUGGAUAACUCAAUCAGUGGAUCAUUUUCAUAUUCAAGAUAAUCGAACUUGGAAAAUGCGCUUCUUGGAAAACGAUGAAUACUUUAACGGGACUGGACCAAUUUUAAUAAUGCUGGGUGGUGAGUGGAAAAUAAAUGAAGGAUUUCUAAAUGCUGGAUUAAUGCACAAAAUUGGAGAUGAACAUGGAGCGCUCAUGUAUUACACAGAGCAUCGUUAUUAUGGCGACAGUAAGCCUUUUGAAGAUACUAGUACGGAAAAUCUUAAAUAUUUAAACGCGGAUCAGGCAUUAGCGGAUGUAGCAUAUUUUAUAGAAUUUAUAAAGAAAGAAAGGAAUCUUAACAACACGAUGGUUACUGUUUUUGGGGGAUCUUAUGCUGGAAAUAUGGCAGUUUGGAUGCGACUGAAAUAUCCCCAUUUGGUCCAGGGUGCGCUAGCCAGCAGUGCUCCCGUAUAUGCAAAAGCAGACUUUCCUGAAUAUUUGGAAGUUGUUACUGCAUCCUUAAAAAGGCAUAGUGUGGAAUGUGUAACCGAAAUCGAAAAGGCCAUUGUGUCAGUGCAAGAAAUGGUUCAUACAGAAGUAGGAAGAAGCACGAUCAAAGAUGAAUUUAAUCUUUGCCAUGCUCUAGACACGACGAAUCUCAGUGGAUUAGGUACUUUUUUCAGUCUUCUAACAGAGACAUUCUCAAGUGUGGUACAAUAUAACAGAAUCAAAAAUGGAACAUCCAGUAUCGCCGAAAUAUGUAAAACAAUGACCAAUAAUAGUAUAGGAUGUCCUAUUCAGCGAUUGGCAAAAGUUACUAAUAAUAAUGGGGAAUGUGUCAACAUAGAUUAUAGUGUCAUACUGGAUGCACUCGGAAAUACAUCUUGGGUUGCAAAUUCCGACAGUAUGAGGCAAUGGAUAUUUCAAACGUGUACCGAGUACGGUUAUUACCAAACAACAGAUCCUGAAAAAUCAAUUUUUGGUUCAAUUUUAACUAUUGAAUAUUUCAAUCAACUCUGCGGAGAUGUAUUCGGAGAAGGAUAUGAUAAAAUCUUACUGGAUAAGGGAGUAAGAAGGACGAAUGUCAUGUAUGGGGGAAAAUUGCCUGACGUAAAAAAUGUUCUUUUCGUCAAUGGUAACAUAGAUCCCUGGCACGCACUUUCCGUUUUGAACGAUCUGAACGAAUCCUCCCCCUCAAUUCUUAUAGAUGGCUCUUCUCAUUGCAUGGACCUUCAAAAUGAUAAUCCUAAUGACGUUCCAGAACUAACAAAAGCAAGAAUCAAAAUAAGAAACAUUAUUGGCCAAUGGGUAAAAUCCUGGAGGGAAAUCUCAAAUGAAGUUUUAAUUUAAAAAAGAAAAAUAAAUAAAAGUGUCAAGUCAUUA
Messenger RNA from Belonocnema kinseyi, 1534 nucleotides. Its product is annotated as putative serine protease K12H4.7. Gene Ontology annotation, molecular function: dipeptidyl-peptidase activity; serine-type exopeptidase activity. The transcript is spliced from 10 exons. Gene Ontology annotation, biological process: proteolysis. The record is from RefSeq and is a predicted model, not a curated record. Lineage: Eukaryota; Metazoa; Arthropoda; Insecta; Hymenoptera; Cynipidae. The coding region runs from base 32 to 1501 and encodes 489 amino acids.